GACAGAGAGGGAGAGAGGGUCCGCGAGCAAGACAGCGAGCUUCAACAAUGAGCAAUUACCCCUGUUGUUGCUUGCUGAUGCGAAAUCAAGCCCUCCAGAAAAGAAGUAGUUGGUGAGAAGAGAGGAUUCCAGGAUGUGCUCAACAUAUGUUCAUUAGUGUGUAGUGCUUCAAUGGAAUCUCUUGUUUCUGAAACAAGGACUCCUAUCAGGAUUGGGGACCGAUCAACCAGUGAUGUUGUUGUGAGGAUACGGACACAGGAUGGGCGGGAUGAUUGGUUUUAUUGUCACUCGCAGGUCCUCAUAGAAAAGAGCAAGUAUUUCGCUGAUCGCCUCUCUGAAAAUUGGCCAACAUGUCAGAUUCUUGACUCACGCAACUGCGUUGAGGUAUACUGCCAAGAAUCAGAAUUUGACCACCAUGUCAGUGUCCUCCGCCUUCUCUACAAUGUAAUAGAUGGCUUCGUUGAUGACAUGUGGCAUGGUGUUAAAAAUGCCCUUGGAAUUCUUCAGGUAGCUGUCAAUCUUGGAUGCCCACAAAUCAUAACUGCUUGUGUGGACUACUUAGAAGCAGUCCCCUGGGAAGAGUCUGAGGAGGAGGAGAUUUUAAAAAUCAUACCACGGCUCGGAACACAAGUGGAGCCAAUUCUUGCCCGUCUCCUACCAGUCAAACAAUCAGCCAUAAUGCGAAUUUUUUUCUCAACCAUCCGAUUUGCCACAUCUUCCCCAUCUCCAAUCAUGAAUGAUCUCAAGUCUUCAGCCCAGGAACAGCUUGAGUACAUGCUAACCGAAGAUGAUGAUGCCCCUCUCUUAGCAGCUGAUGACGAGAUAAAAUCUGAGGUGAAAGAUUGUGUGAAGAGACUAUUUGAAAGAUUUAAUAAUCUAUUAGAAGCUUUAUUAUGUGAGAUGGAAUUAUUUUCUGAUGGAGGGAAGAUGCAAUCAUUUCAAUCACUUUUAUCAGAUCUGUCAUGGGCAUGUCAGAUAUUAUGUAAGUUGGAAAUUAUGAGGGAACUUGUCUGCAACUGGACGGAUGCAUCAGAUAAAAUAGUUAAGGUUGUAAAGGAAGCAAGCCCAACAGCUGAAUUGAUUGAGACAAAGCUGAGGGUUAUUGAGGUGGCGGCAAAGAUUCUAGAGGCAAUAGGUUACGGCACAGUCAUUUUGCCCACUGCAAAACGGCUUCAUAUGGUGAAGGUGUGGCUUCCUUUUGUUAGGGUUGCGAAACCACUGAUCGAUUCUGUCACAACUGCCCGUGAUGAUGCUCCGACACUGAGAAUGGAUAGUGAGCUGUGGCAAUCCCUAGAAUCCACAUUUGUUUCCGUAAUUCUUGCACUUCCAUCAGCGGAGCAGGCAGAGAUAUUGACGGAAUGGUUGGGAAAUGAGCAUAUUCAAUAUCCUGACCUGACUGAGGCAUUUGAGGUAUGGUGUUACAGAUCCAAGGUAUCCAAAAGAAGACUAUCAUUUCUAGCGGUGAACCAUGACAAGAUCAAUACAUAUUAAGUCAUUAACCUCUUCUCUUGACCCUUUUAAACCUUUUUAGUAGCUGUUCACACACCCUUUCCUUAACCAACGUAUUUUGCAGAAACCUGGGGAGAAAGGAGGAUGAUUAUGAGAAGGAGACACCAUAUUUGAAUUAGUAGCCCUAUUUUGAACUUGUUCCAUGUAGAUUGUGCAUCUAGGGUUUCAUAUGUCAUUUGGAUUUGUCUUGUAACUCCUGAUUAAUUGUAAAAAUUGUAAUUGUUGGGGUUCUUAAUGUCACAAGGUAACCUUGAUCAAGGUGAAAAAUCAUAUGUGCAAUUCUAAUUUUGUAAGUAUCAAUACUUUAUUUGAGCA
This is a messenger RNA of Prunus dulcis (almond), 1824 nucleotides long. RefSeq names its product BTB/POZ domain-containing protein At3g05675. The coding region runs from base 172 to 1491 and encodes 439 amino acids. Gene Ontology annotation, molecular function: protein binding. The transcript has 3 exons. Lineage: Eukaryota; Viridiplantae; Streptophyta; Magnoliopsida; Rosales; Rosaceae. The record is from RefSeq and is a predicted model, not a curated record.